Messenger RNA from Myodes glareolus (Bank vole), 3937 nucleotides. It is a transcript of the gene Arsb, whose product is annotated as arylsulfatase B. The record is from RefSeq and is a predicted model, not a curated record. Lineage: Eukaryota; Metazoa; Chordata; Mammalia; Rodentia; Cricetidae. Gene Ontology annotation, molecular function: sulfuric ester hydrolase activity.
CCCUCCCCAGCCCGCGGCCCGCCCCAGUGAAUGAAAUCUUGCCGGGCCCCGGGUCACUCAGUUCCCGAUUCUGUACGGGACAACAGCAACUCGGGCUCUGCCGGCUGCGAAGGAUGGGCGAGCUCUCUGCUCCGGGGUGCACCGGGAGGCAGGCCCGAGGCCUCGGGCUGCAGCUACAGCUACAGCUGCUCCUGUCGCUGCUGCUCCUGCAGCCGUCGCUGGGCUGGACCUCCGGGGCUGCCCGGCCACCCCACGUGGUCUUCGUGCUGGCAGACGACCUGGGCUGGAACGACGUGGGCUUCCACGGCUCGGUCAUCCGCACGCCGCACCUGGAUGCGCUGGCGGCCGGCGGGGUGGUCCUGGACAACUACUACGUGCAGCCGCUGUGCACACCCUCGCGGAGCCAGCUGCUCACCGGGCGCUAUCAGAUCCAUAUGGGCUUACAGCAUUACCUCAUCAAGACCUGUCAGCCCAGCUGUGUUCCCCUGGAUGAAAAACUCCUGCCCCAGCUCCUAAAGGAAGCAGGCUAUGCUACGCAUAUGGUCGGAAAAUGGCACCUGGGAAUGCGCCAGAAAGAAUGUCUGCCAACACGCCGAGGAUUCGAUACCUACUUCGGCUAUCUCCUAGGCAGUGAAAACUAUUACACCCACGAGGUCUGCGCACUAAUUGAGCCUUUGAAUGUUACGCGGUGUGCUCUUGAUUUCCGAGAUGGUGAAGAACCCGCGAAAGAGUAUACAAAUAUUUAUUCAACAAACAUAUUUAGCAAAAGGGCUACAACCCUCAUAGCUAACCACCCACCAGAGAAGCCGCUCUUCCUCUACCUUGCUCUCCAGUCGGUCCACGAUCCCCUUCAGGUCCCCGAGGAGUACAUGAAGCCGUAUGACUUUAUCCAAGAUAAGCACAGACGUAUUUAUGCAGGGAUGGUGUCCCUCAUGGACGAAGCAGUGGGAAAUGUCACCGCAGCCUUGAGAAACCAUGGGCUCUGGAACAACACGGUGUUCAUCUUCUCCACAGACAACGGUGGGCAGACUCUGUCUGGGGGCAACAACUGGCCGCUUCGCGGAAGGAAAUGGACCCUGUGGGAAGGAGGCAUCCGUGGGGUAAGCUUUGUGGCAAGCCCCUUGCUGAAACAGAAAGGCGUGAAGAGCCGGGAACUCAUUCACAUCUCAGACUGGCUUCCAACACUGGUGAAUCUGGCCGGGGGAAGCACCAACGGUACCAAGCCUCUGGACGGCUUCGACGUGUGGAGAACCAUCAGCGAAGGAGUCCCAUCCCCCAGAGUGGAGCUGCUGCAUAACAUUGACCGGGACUUCUUUGACAGUUCACCGUGUCCUGGCCAGAGCAUGGCUGCAGAAAAGAACGAUUCUUUUCCAAUAGAAUAUUCUGCCUUUAACACAUCGAUCCAUGCCGGGAUUCGAUACAAAAACUGGAAACUCCUCACGGGCUACCCAGGCUGUGGUCACUGGAUCCCGCCUCCAUCUCAGUCCAACGUUUCUGAGAUCCGUUCGCUGGACUCAUCAACCAAGACUGUCUGGCUGUUUGAUAUCGAUCAGGACCCUGAAGAAAAACACGACCUGUCCCGGGAGCAUCCCCACAUCGUCCUGAAGCUCCUUUCCCGCCUGCAGCACUACCACGAGCACUCUGUGCCUUCCUACUUCCCGCCUAUGGACCCCCGCUGUGAUCCCAAGGAUACUGGUGUCUGGAGCCCCUGGAUGUAGAGAUGGAGGGGGGAGCUGGAGCACAUUUAUGGGCAGGCUGGACCUCAGGUCCCUGCUCUACUGUCUUUUCUAAAAGUCACCCCCCCCCUCACCUGGCCCUCAGGCUACAUAACCCACCAAAGGAGUUCAGUUUCAACCCACAGAACAUUUCAAAAGCCAGUAAAAUCUGGACGGAUCCUGCUGUUGGCUGGAGUUAGUGUCUGGAGGCCAAGGUGGCUGGGUUCAUCCUGCUUUCUAGACUCCAGUCGCUGGGAACUUGACAUAGGAAGCUAUCCCUGAGUUCCUGAGGCCAGAGCAGCUGGCUCUUUUUGCUUCACAAGUCAAUCAUUAGAAUUCCCUCUGCUAAUAACCAGUUUUAUUGGCAAGACACAUGUCUUGUAACAAAGGCGGGGAGCAGAUGAUUGCUGGUGAUUCUGUUGGCUGUGAGGGCUCUGUGCCUGUGAGAUCUCGUUCAGCUUUCCAGAUCCAUGACCCAUGGGCCACCGCUCACUGACUCACCUUGCUGUGGAGCAUAAAGCCCACUGUAAUAAGCCAGCACGGAGGAUGCCUGUGCCUUGGCUUAGGUUUCCACCACCACUAAAUACAUUUUUCUCCUACUUCCCCCACCUGCGGUUGCUCAAUCUGUCUAGACUUCCGCCACCCCAGCUUGUGUGGCUCUGUUUCUGUUAUGCCCUUGGACUUCACUGUCCUUUCCCUGAGGACACUUUCCCCUCCACUCUGAGCAUCCUGAGCUCUGGGAGAGUCCCAAGCCCCGUCCAGAGGAGGUAGACUGGUCAUUCCGUGGCCAUGCUCGUGGGAGUUGUGGGUCCGUGGCAUCUGCUAAGCAGGUCUGUUCCAGCUGCAUGGGAGCAGUACGCAAUGAUCUGUGCUGUUUUCUCAAUCAGUGGGAAGAGGAGCCAGGAAAGCACUUUCAUUCUGAGGUGAUGGAAGGGGCAGUUUGAGAAAGGGACUGACCAAUGUCUGGUAUGUUGGCCUUAGUAAAGCAGGGAGACGCCAUCCCUAUUCCUCUCAUUCUCUGUUUCACUGCCUCAUACUGGGGUUCUGGGGUUGAAGAAUGAGGAUACAGUAUUUGAUCUUCAGCCUUUUCUCAGACCCUCUUAUUUCCUACCAAUGUGACUCCAUCCAGAUUAGCCUCAGAGAGUGUCAAACCCAGAUAGCAAAUAUAGUGUCAAAAGCAGAUGCAAAGCUGCUUCUCAUCAGCACUGUUGCCUUGUUCAAGGCUUAUCACCAACACCCACGGCAGGGCCAGGGAUUUAAUAGGCACCCAGUAUAUUUUUUAAAUGAAUGAAUGAACUGAAGAAACAGGAAAGACUCACCAUGAAAGAUCCUUUGUCGAAUGAGCUGACCAACAGUAGUGUAAAUUGCUAGUCUGUCCUUAAGCUGCCCCCUCCACCCUGGUGGGAGCAAGAGCUGCGCAUCUGGACAGUCUCUGGCCCGACAUGGCAGGGCUGUGAUGUUCUGUCCAGGGAGACAAAAGAGAAUCAUUUUUCCUAGUUAUUCUCCAUUGCCAACAAUCUCUAUUUCCAUUCUUCAUUGAACACCAGAAAUUAAAACCAUCAAAUAAUAUGAUAUAAGUCCUCAUGUACAGCCACCUUCAGUUCGUAGCAGUAUUUUCUGGUCAUUAAUAGUCUGAAUUUUAUUGUGAUAAAACUAUUACAAGAAAAUGGUGCUAAAGCUAAUGACAUCUUUUACCAACCUUUACGCAACUGAGCUGGCAGAUAGCUGACCACCAGGCCACCUCCUGCUCCAGAGCAAUGGCAGAGGUGACUCUGGAUGCCCCUUCUGUCCCACAGCUGUCAGUGGCUGUCAGUCUUCUGGGACCAAAGGUUUCUGCUUCAUAACACCUAUUUGAAUUUUCCUUAUUAUUCUCUGAGCAGCUACCCUCAGUUCUAGCUCUUGGGCUGUCUUGAUCGUGGGCUAUCUUGGAAAUGUUAGCAUUUGAGUGGGUUAAAGAAGACUUUCAGACAGUCAUGUUUAAAAUGGCUAGAGAUUCUGUUUAAUCAAACAAAUAGAAUGGCAUGGACCUAUCUCCUUAGAUUUUCAUGUUUUACACAAAAAGAAAAGAUUUAUAACUAUCUUUAGGAAUAUUGAUGUUAGUUCUUUCUAAUGUGUUUGCCUUUACAGAAAGUUUUGUUUAUUAAUGUGCAAACUCAUCCCUUUGUUACCACGUGAGUGUUUCAGAUUUGAGGGACAAAAUAAAAUUGAUCUUUCUAAAACUA